AUGUCGGUGACUCGGGGACCGCGUCAAUCAGACUUCAUCGAUACCUGGCCAACUAGCUCGUCUACUGGUGUCCUAUAUAAUCCCUAUGCUAUCCUGGCCAUCUCUUCACCUCCCCCCAUGUCUUUCUCCUCUUUCUCCGAUAUACCGCCCAUGCCGGGGUAUAUGUGCCAGCUUCCGCCUAUGAGCCCAUUUUUACCGUCUGAUGCAGUGUUCCCCCACACUGUGAGGACGACGAUGAAUGGAAUCAAUAUCGCACAGAAGGGACCCGCUGUCAAGGAGAAGAAACCGAUACCAGACAAGAGCAAGACCGAGGUCCCUUGCGACCGUUAUCUGAAGCGCUUCCAGAUUUGGGACCCUGAAGACUUCGAAUAUGUCCCGUAUGACCUGAGUGUGAACGAAUCCUCUCCUACUCCCAAGGAAGAAGACCAUGUCAAUUAUUUCUACCUCGACAUGCGGUACAAAAAUGAACGAUCUGAACCGGAGGCCUGGGUGACAAAUUUCAGCAAGCCGUCGCUGGCUUUUCUGCGAAUCACUGUUGGAGAUGACUUCUUCCUCAAGGAACCCGAGGUCCUUGUCACGUCCCUUUUCCCAAAGCUUUCUCUGAUGAGAAAGACGCUGGCGACCGCGCAUUCCUUUCUUUUAUCGGACAAGACGCAUACCCCCGAGGAAUGUCUUCACAUUAUGAAGUCCGUAGGACUGAAUCGCAUAGAAGAGGAAGGCUCAACCCCGGAAUCCGAUAUGAUCCAACAAAUCAAGGAAUUGGUAGAGCAUGUCGAAGUUCUCAUGACAUACCUUGAGGAUCAAUUCAAACCAAUUGCUGAUCGAGUAGCGUUAGCUACUAGUUACGGGCAUGCUGAGUUUGAUCUACUUCAAUACUUCUCCGAACCUGGGCAGGAGAUGGUUACCACGGACAGGUUCGAUAAGCCAAUUGCUGUGAUAAUCGAGAAGACUUUUUAUGACUACGAGACCUGCCCUGAACCGGCUCGAUUCUUCUAUGUUGUGGGUCACGGAUUAUCCUGGAAUGGCUCCUGCUAUUCUCGAUACCACGUACGUCGCAAAGUGAAAGAGUACAAGGGUACCAGGGAAAUCUCCUCUCUCCCUUGGACCAAAUUGAAUCCCGAUAUUCGGGAACAACUUAAAGCUCGUGGCAAGCUAUAUACCGCGCACUCGGGUGUGCAUUACAAAGUUUAUGAAUCUAAACGUGUUAUCGUCGAUCGGAUGGCGUUCGAUAAUCAGAUGGGCUACACUCGCGAUCCUGAUCAACCCAUACCCGAACUUGAAGAAGAGCGUCUUCAUCUCCUUCCUUCUGAAGUUUACGGAUUCAACCUCAUAUCGAAAGAGUGGACCAGUUUCCUCGUCGAGGAAUUAAAGGAAGUCAUAUUCGACGAGCAUGCAUGGGACCAUCUCGUCCUGGAUGAAGAUAUCAAGACACUGAUCAAAGGCCUUGUCGAGGUGACCAAGAACAAGAACUCUUCCAGAAAAAUGAUCAACGAUGUCAUCUCCGGGAAGGGUGGUGGGCUAAUUUCUGUCCUUCACGGUCCCCCGGGAACAGGAAAAACCCUCACCGCUGAGUCUGUGGCAGAACUACUCCGUCGUCCGCUCUAUAUGGUUGGUUCAUCGGAGCUCUCUGCUCGUCCUUCUAUGCUAGAGAUGAACCUUCGAUCCACUCUCAGUUUAGCAACAGCUUGGGACGCGGUGUUGUUGAUUGACGAAGCGGAUGUUUUCCUAGAGCAGCGCAGUCUGCACGAACUCGAAAGAAACGCCCUUGUUUCAGUGGCGUUAAGAGUUCUAGAGUACCACCGCGGCGUUCUUUUCCUAACUACAAACCGGAUCAAAACAUUUGACGAAGCCUUCCUGUCUCGUUUCUCAAUCGCUAUCAAGUAUCCCGAGCUUGACGUUUCUGGUAGACGUGCCAUCUGGAAGAAAUUCUUUACCCUCGCUGAUUGCACCGUGUCUGCGGAGGAUUUGGAGGUCCUGGCGAUGAAACCGUUCAAUGGCCGCACAAUCAAGAACAUGGUGAGCAUCUGUCCGGCGCCAUUGGCUAGUGUUAAACUCAUAAUUCCCGGAAUCAAGGUCCGAACUGCGCAGGCGUUGGCUCUUUCGACAGACCAGUCAUUUGGUAUCGAGCAUAUCCUGGUGGUUUCGAGAGCUCAGGAAAAGUUCCUGGAUGAAUUUUCUCAUUUGGAACGGUGA
Desarmillaria tabescens is the source of this 2193-nucleotide messenger RNA. RefSeq names its product P-loop containing nucleoside triphosphate hydrolase protein. Gene Ontology annotation, molecular function: ATP binding; ATP hydrolysis activity. The coding region runs from base 1 to 2193 and encodes 730 amino acids. The transcript has 23 exons. Lineage: Eukaryota; Fungi; Basidiomycota; Agaricomycetes; Agaricales; Physalacriaceae. The record is from RefSeq and is a predicted model, not a curated record.